Molecule: messenger RNA, 636 nt
Organism: Pyricularia grisea
Lineage: Eukaryota; Fungi; Ascomycota; Sordariomycetes; Magnaporthales; Pyriculariaceae
Exons: 2
Coding region: 1-636 (211 amino acids)
Source: RefSeq, a predicted model, not a curated record
AUGCUCGCCGUUCAUUCGUAUCGUCCCGAGGUUUUCACUUCGUUGCCCCAACUGCACCAUGCCUCGGAAAGGUUUGCCUCCCUCGAUGGCGAUGAAACUGUCGAAAAGGAGUUCAAAGACCUUUUCCGCCGCCAUGGCAUGGAGCACACAUUCGGCCUGACUAUGCUUCACCGUCACUUUGAUAUGGCCCCCAACGAGCGUCUUGUAGAAUACGGCGCGACCUCGACCCCGUGGGAGCUUGAGAGUGACAAAAACACCAUCAAGCCUCACUGCUGGGUUCUCGGCCAGGACGGCGUUAGCCCUUACGAAUUCCGCUACGACCCUCAGAACAACGCGACGGAACUUGAAAUUGAUUUCAACAGCCCCAAGAUCCAGGCUUUCGCUCAUGAAUUUAUCCAACUCGUGGACAAGAUCGGGGGAACCGGGCUUUUCGGCAUUUGCGCCCAUCCCGGUGCCCGACAGUUCACCAACCGUCUGGAGUUCACCGAGGGCAGGGCCAAUAUCACCAUACCCAUGGAGGAGGUUCCUGAGGACAUGAAGAGAAACAUGACUUCGGCUGCUUGGUACUUCCACAACGACCAGCUGGAGAGGUGCAGCUGCUCGACAGACAGCAGUGGUCGUCACUGCCACAGCUGA